Molecule: messenger RNA, 4313 nt
Organism: Lagopus leucura (white-tailed ptarmigan)
Lineage: Eukaryota; Metazoa; Chordata; Aves; Galliformes; Phasianidae
Gene: SLC22A16
Product: solute carrier family 22 member 16
Exons: 8
Coding region: 36-1643 (535 amino acids)
Biological process (GO): transmembrane transport
Cellular component (GO): membrane
Source: RefSeq, a predicted model, not a curated record
CGCCGGGACAGCAGCACUGAGGCCGCGGCCCCGCCAUGGCUCCCGGCUCCGAGCAGCUCUUCGACUCCCUGGGUCACUUCGGCAGAUUUCAAGCAUGUGUGUAUUUUGCAUCUGUCUUUCAAGCUAUGUCAUGUGGCAUCCAUUACUUAGCAUCUGUGUUCAUGGCUGUUACACCUAACUUUGUAUGUGGGAUCCCUGGAAAUGUGAGUAGCGUUCUCUUCUACAACUCCUCUAAAGCAAGUCUAGAGGACAUCUGGACAACGUGGACAUCAACAGAAAAUUACAUUGUAGCCCAGCUGGAAAAUGGAGAAAUCUGGGAACUUAAUCAAUGCAGCAAGUCCAAACGAGAAGUCAGUUUUGACCUAGCGUAUGAAUAUAAAGGCAACAAGUCCAUAUUUUCUUGUUCUGAUGGAUUUCUUUAUGACGAUACAAAAUGGAAGAGCACUGUUGUUACGCAGUGGGAUCUGGUCUGUGACCGAGAAUGGUUGGCAAAAUUAAUCCAGCCUACGUUCAUGCUUGGAGUCUUGGUUGGAGCGGUGAUUUUUGGUGACAUUGCUGACAGACUGGGAAGACAGCGCGUUAUGUGGUUCACAAGUGCUGGUCAGUUUGUAUUUGGCAUCACAGUGGCAUUCACGUUUGACUACUACAGCUUCGUGAUUGUUCGCUUUCUCCUUGCUAUGGUUUCAAGUGGCUAUCUGGUUGUGGCUUUUGUUUAUGUGACUGAAUUUGUUGGCAUUAAAGCACGAACCUGGGCUUCUAUGCAUGUCCAUGCUUUUUUUGCUUUGGGAAUUAUGGUUGUGGCACUCGUGGGAUUUUUGGUUCGGACCUGGUGGGUGUAUCAGAUAUUUCUCUCCAUAGCAACUCUUCCCUUUGUCUUGUGCUGCUGGAUGCUUCCAGAAACACCUUUGUGGCUGCUAUCAGAGAAAAGAUAUGAAGAUGCACAAAAAGUAAUCAAUAUAAUGGCAAGGUGGAACAAAGUAAGCACUUCCUGCAAAGUGUCUGAACUGUGCUCAGUCCAACAAGAUGACCCAGGCACUGACAGAACAAGUGGCAAUGGUGCAUCCUCAACCAAGAAGCACACCAUCUUAGAUCUGUUUUGUAAUUGGUACAUUGCAAGAAGGACCAUCACGAUCUGGCUGGUCUGGUUCACUGGGAGCCUGGGGUACUACGUCUUCUCCCUGAGUUCUGUCAAUCUAGGAGGCAAUGAAUAUUUAAAUCUGUUUCUCAUAGGUGCUGUGGAGUUGCCUUGCUAUAUCAUUGCUUGCAUUGGGAUGGACAAACUGGGAAGGAGAAACACACUCAUUCCGUUCCUUAUUUUAAGUGCACUGAUCUGUGUUUUAAUUAUGUUCAUACCUCAGGACUUUAAUGUGUUAAUUAUCUUGGCAAACAUGGCUGGAAAAUUUUCAAUAGGUGUGGCAUUUGGCCUUAUAUACCUCUACACAGCAGAACUGUAUCCAACAAUUGUAAGAUCGCUUGCUGUUGGAAGUGGGAGCAUGAUGUGCCGUGUAGGCAGUGUGGUUGCUCCUUUCUGUGUGUAUCUGAGAAGUGUUUGGAUUUUCUUGCCACUUUCAUCAGUUACAGACUUGAGAAUUCAGUACACAGUGAAGUCAACUCACAGUUAUAAUUCAAGAGAGAAGCCUUAACCUCAUCAGGUCAUACUAAUAAUUUCAAACUUAAACUAUUUUUUUUUUCUUUUCAAAACUGCUUCCAGAAAAGUUAUCUUUUCUAACAAAAGUAUUCUGUGGAAUAGCUUCUGACUGAAAAAAUAAUAUUAAUUUUGCAAAAUGUGCAAAUAGUUUGUAUACUAUUCACUCUGUUGAAUGGUAAAUGUAUUUUUAUUAGUAGCUUAGAAAAAAUUGUUCACUGGAUCUACUUGCUAUCUUAAUAAGUUCUUUUUUAGAGAAAACUGCCUGAGGCCUUUUAAAAUGUUUCUCAUUCCAGACUAUUAUUUCCGUGCACCCCUUCUCACUUUGUUCAGGUCAGAUUAAGUCUCAAAUUUGUCUAAUGCUUCAGAGCAACACCAAUGCUUGUGUGCCAAACACUUCCAUACUUCCACACUUAAGAGGCUGAGCCUUUCUUAGUCCUCAGAGUAGAACAAGUGGUAUAUGGGCCUUAUUCAGGCUCUCUGCAGUCUCUUAGUUAUUAAAGAAAGAUUAGUAGGCAUGGUAUCUAAACACAUUCGUAUUAGACUCCAUAGACUCAUGUGGACUCUGCAGCUCCAUUUUUUCCUUACAGUACAAAAAAACAGUUACAAAAGUAUAAAUUAGAAAAUGAUAUCUAGAGGACAACGAGUUAUUACUUGUUCUGUUUUUUUUAGUCAGUGUCUGUCAGUGUCUUUUAGAUCUUGUGUGAGCAUCAACACUCAUUUACUGGUGCAGUGACUGUGCCUUAUGACUGUGGACCAUAGAAAACAUAUAGAUAGGAAAACAUAAUUCUAGCUGCUCUUUUAUGGCUUUCUGUCCCAGCUCUCUUUUUGCAGUUUACCUCUAGUCCCAGAGGUUUCUUCCUUGCCUGUGAGUCUGUAUCCUUGUUUGAGCAGAUGGCGUGAGAAGCUUCUGAACAUCCCUUGCCUGGUUUGUGUGAGCUUUGCUGUCCCUGGUGUGAAAUCACAGUUCUUCUCACCUGAGGCACCUACUCACAGGCUAACUGACACAAUCUCAUGAAAGCAAGUCUCUCCAUGUUUACUUCUUUGACACGUACCCCAAAAUCAGACAUCUAAAUUAUUGUAGAUAAAUAUUCUUUAUGCUGUAUAGUUUAUUUGUCAUUUUUUCUAUUGUAUCUGCAUGACCGUAUUAGUUUUAGUGAAUUCUGAAACUAGAGUAAUUGUUUAUAUCCCCCUAUAAAAUAUUAUUUCUUCUUCAUUUUACUGUCCUACUGUCCUAGAGUGCUUUGGUUCUGGAUAUAGGAUCCAGUCAUGUCUAAUGUGACAACUAAUGUGCUUUGAAGGCAAGCAAAAAUCAGUGAAUUUAAGUUUAGGGUAUUUCUGUGCGAUAAUUAAAGAGGUCUUUGUUCUCCCUUCAGUUAUGUGGGUGUCCCAGUAUUUGCAGAGAAAACCUCUGAAGAGAACUGCGUGGAUUACUAUGGCUUCUAUCAAGAUAUAAUUUGCUCAGCAAAAGUAUGUGCUUUUAACCUUACCCAUGUGAGUAAUCCCAUCAUCAUUCAGAGGAGCACUUGAAUACAUACUGUGAUGACUAAAGAUAGGAUUACUCAUAUGCUGUGGCUUUCUGUUUUGCUCAGGAACAGACUCAGUAUUCUUCCACUGCUUUCAGAUCCCCCUCUCCCAGUAUCCAGAGCAGAACAACUGCCAUUAUCUUCAGGAUCUGUUGCCAAACCCCGAGUGCCCCACCUUAAACAAGUACUUAACCAUACUAAGGGAGAAAAGGGCAGUCGUUCUAACGGGCAGUUAAACUGAUUCAGUCUGACUUUGCAGCCACUGUCCCCUUCACAAAGCUCUAAAUAAUUGUGUUAUUUUGGGGUUCGUUCACACGAUACUCUCUCUUUUUUUCAUAUGUAGUCCUAUCUUAUCUGCUUUCAUUGCAUGGGACAGUGCAGUAUGUUUUAACAAGGUACUAAAGAACAAUUUUAAAUUAAUUUUUCUGCUUUCUUAUCUGCAGAAUAACUGACUUGGACAUUACUCUGCUUUAAAUAGUCAAUGCAUGUUAUGUUUUCCAUUGACUUGAGGGAUUCAGGACCAGGUCAUCUGUAAUUGGUGUAUGUAAGGUAGGGAAAAUAAGAAAAAAGAAAGACUUAAAUGCACAAUGAUAGUGAGCAAUCCUUGCGGGCUACAGUUUUAAUCUGUACUCUGAAACACAAUGCAGCCUGAUGGCUUUUAACACUUAAAGCUAGUUCUUCCUGUCUCUGAUGUCAGUUUGUACUUGGUCUUUAAUUCAAAUGAGAUUUGAAUUUCCCUGAACCAAUUAUACUUUUUUUUUUUCCUGCUGGAAAUGAAAUGUGAAUUGAUCAACAGGUAUAGCUUUGGGGAUUUUAUGCAUGAGUAGCUCUGAGGAUGCUGUGGGGCUUCCUGUCCUUUCAGCUGAAGAAGCACGUUAUUGUAAAAAAAGGAAAUAGCAUUUCUGAAUUUCUAUCAGUAGAAUGUCUGCUUGUUUCCAUUUCCAUGUGGAGGAAAAUAUGUUUAACACUAAUUGUAUGUUGUAAAUGUAGCAUAGAUGGGAUGAGUUGUUUUCUUUCUCUUCAAUAUUCGUAGAUAAUCUAAAUCCUCUUGAAAGAGAGGACGGAGUUUGAGAAAAAGAGCUUCUAAGUUCCUUUGGGGCAUGUUUUCCUCUCAUUGCUAAUAAAAACAAUUCCUUUUCAUA